Molecule: messenger RNA, 4417 nt
Organism: Anastrepha obliqua
Lineage: Eukaryota; Metazoa; Arthropoda; Insecta; Diptera; Tephritidae
Exons: 3
Coding region: 57-4334 (1425 amino acids)
Biological process (GO): protein processing
Cellular component (GO): plasma membrane
Molecular function (GO): metalloendopeptidase activity
Source: RefSeq, a predicted model, not a curated record
CAGUGCGCUCCGGGGCUUAGUACGUAAACUUACAUCGUAAAACAAAGUGAGCAAAUAUGCUGAAAGGUGCACUAUCGAUCUGCACACUGUUGAUGCUUUGGAGUGCCAACGCCGCAGAGGGUGAACGUAAUAGGAAACGUAACGAGGUGUCCAGAUACAUGAAUUUGCACGCUCAUCCAUGUCUGGACUUCUACGAAUUCGCCUGUGGCAGUUGGGAGCAGCCCUACAUCGACACGAAAUACAUGCAGCCGGUUAUGGAAAAUCCAGAAAUCUAUUUGCGCACCAAGAUCGAUCACGAUUUGCGUAAUUUGCUGCAGGAGCAAACGAAAUUAGAGGAUGGCGUGAAUGGACGCAAAUUGAAGGACUUUUACAAGUCCUGUAUAACUGUCGAACGUAAUAAUUUAAUACAACAGGAAUACUUUAGUCAAAUCAUAGAAGCACAUGGCGGCUUUCCGGCAGUGCCGGGUUCCAAAUGGCAAAGUCACAACUAUAAUUGGCCAGAUGUGGUAGGCACUUUACGCUUCCAAUAUGGCAUGAAUAUAUUGGUGGGUGUGAAAAUCGAUCUCAACUAUUUGUAUCCAUACGAGGAUAGCAUAUAUUUGGUGGAGCCCGACACUUUCAUACCGCCCGAGUUGUGCAGCGAGGAGGCCACCAAUGGGACAAAUUUACGCGCCGAAGAGUAUGCGAUAAUCGAAAACGAAGUAGCCGAGAACCUCAACAUGUGGCUGUCGCUCGAUAUGGAGAAAUCGCAAAAGAUAGCGACCGAACUGGUGACGUUUGAGUAUCAACUUUGUGCUGGUGUAAAACGCAAGAACGCAAAUCAACCGACAAUAGCUGUGUGGCAGAGUUACGACAGCGAUAUACGCAAGACGCUCUACGAUUUUACACAUCACUUUGAAAAUAAAAUUGAUUUCAUUGCGGCCACUUUUGGCACACCGAUCCAUAAACCCGUUUACAUGGCCGCCGAACCGUAUUUCAGACAAUUAAUCAAACUCAUUGCGGCCUCCAAUAAAUCAACUAUCGCCAACUAUAUUAUGUACCAGACAUUGUUGGCACUGAGUUUGCCGCACAACGAUCAGCCCAACAUACGCGCAUUGCACUGCGUUGAAAAGGCCAAACGCUACUUUCCGCAGGUGCUCGGCGAGAUGUUCUAUAGAAAUCAUGUGAAUGUCGCCGCUAGAGAUGAUGUGCUCAACAUGUUCGACAAGCUGAAAGAGUCCUUCCGCAUGAGCUUGCAAAAGCCGUGGAUCAAGGACUACACACGCCGCAUAGCUGAGAGCAAGCUCGCGGAGAUGCAUCUAGUCUUCCCCGUCUAUGGCAAAAUGGAAAUAAGUCAUAUAAACAUAAAUCGCAGCAGUUACUGGCAAAAUUUGAAUAGUCUCAUGAAAGAUAGACAACAGGCACAAUUUCAACGCAUUUUUCCACCAAAGCGCACAAAUCUCUACGAUCAAGUGGAGUCGUACGAAACGCACAUCUUCUACAGUCCACAACAGACACGCUUCGAAAUGGGCUGGGGACUGCUGCAAGCGCCACUCUAUCACACAGAAUAUCCUAAUUCGAUGCGUUACGCAGUGAUCGGUCACAAACUGGCCAGUUUGUUAGCCAGCGCAUUCGAUGACAUCUCUUGGUCUACGUCGACUAAUGGCUUACUAAAUUGGGAUCACACAACUGCAUUCGAGUAUAGAAAUCGUAGUGAAUGCUUUCGUCAGCAAGUUAGUAAUUAUCUGUACAACGAUCCGUUGUCAUUCUCAAAUUCUACACUAUUGCGCGAAAUAGUGGCACAUAGUGCCGGUCUAAAUGUGGCUUUCAAUGCAUACCUGAAUUGGUUGGCCUUCCUGCAACCAACCGACGAUUUCGAAGUGCUGUCGAAAGAAACGCUGCCCGAAUUCAAUUUUACCAACACGCAACUAUUUUUCAUUGCCUUUGCACAAAUGCAUUGUAAUGCCGCUGGUUCAGCGGCAAGGAAAUCCGGUUCAGCAGGACCAGCACGCACACUCAGCCUGCUUGAAAGACACUCGAUAGAGCGUUUUGCAGUCAACGGGCCGCUGCGAAAUUUCAUCGAGUUUGCCAGAGACUUUGGCUGUGCGAUGGGAGUGGAAAUGAAUCCGCCGGAUAAAUGCGUUAUUUAUUACUACAUGAAAAGUAUGGGGUUGGGCGAGGCACGUAAGAAAAGCACCAAUUUUGCAUCACUUAUAAACUUUCGCUACGUCAAAAUGCCGAGAUUUGUGCGGUUAUCGCUGCAUUUGUGUGUCGCUCUAAGCAGCGCAAUCGCUUUGAGUUGUUUCGCAUUUCAAGUUGCGGCUCAACGUGACGCGAGCAACCGCGAUAUUGAAGGAAAAAUCAUACGCAAUGCUAAGGCAACCGAGGUACUCAAAUAUAUGAAUCUCUUAGCCGAUCCAUGCAAUAACUUUUACGAAUUUGCAUGCGGCAAAUGGCCAGAACAUCAGCCACAACUUGAAGAGGGUGACGCGCUAAUCUCAGUGCAAACACAGCUGAUUCAACGUGUACAAACAGAUGUACAACGGCUGAUCGAUGCAAUCAAUGCUAAGACCAACAGUAAAGGCAAUGUAGACAUACGCAAAAUUAAAGAAUUCUACAUGUCCUGUUUGACAGUUGCGCGUUCGUCCGAUAUUCCGGAGAAUUUCCUAAUGAAUUUUGUUAAGGAAUAUAACGGCAUGCCUCUGCUUUCGCUCACCAACUGGAACAUCAAUUACGAUUGGGUGCAAGUAAUCGCGCGCUUACGUCUCAACUACGGUUUCGACUUUCUAAUUGGAAUGGACGUUGAAAACAAGGGCCGAGCUGUCAUAUCUUUGACUGAACCGAAAACAACAUUGAUUCCGCGCAAUUUGUGUAGCGCUGGUUCCGCUCUGGAUGCGGACAAACGCGAUGCAAUCUCCGAACAAUUGCAGACGGAGGUGUCGAAGAAUUUACAAGCUUGGUUGGCGCUAAGAGCCGACGAAACGGAUCGCGUAGCUGGCGAUAUUAUAAGUUUCGAGUUCGAGUUGUGCAGGUUUAUGAGGGAAGAAGAAUCGUUGCCACCGUCGAAAGAUAGCAAAUCCGAGCGAAUUGUCUACGAGGGACGAGAUUUGUCAGAUCUGUCGAAACAAUUUGGUAAUAUUAUCAAUUUCGGAAAGUAUUUGGAUAUAAGUCUGAAUACGAGCACUGCAAACGUGGAGAUUGUUAUGCAGUCGCCAAGAUAUUUUCAACAUUUGGCGCGUGUUGCCCGGAACAAUCCCAAGCCAACGCUGACCAAUUACAUAAUGUAUCGCGCCCUCUCCGCCAUCAACUUUCCUCGCGAUGAGGCCAAAUAUCCGCCUGCACCGUAUUGCACAGAGCUCAUCAUGCGCUACUUCCCUAAAUUUAUUGGUCAGCUGUAUUAUUCGAGCACAAACAUUUCAUAUCAUCGUAGCGCAAUUCAAGCCGAUUUAGAGCAACUUUUUGGCACAAUCAAGGAGGCAUUGAGGGAGACUUUGAAUGUAGAUGGUUUGCCCGAGAAUGCGCGUCGAAUUUUUCAAAAUAAACUUAUGCUCUACGAAACGCUGUCUUUUCCCAAAAAUAAGAACGCCAAUCUGCGUGAUCUGCCAUCGCUGGAGCGUAGAAUUUUCUGGCUCAUGCAAGAUAUCGUCAUGAAAUACCGGGGCUACAAAGAGCAGCAACGUUUUUAUGGUGGCGAUGCUGAGGUAGAUGAAAAUAGCGUCGAAAACAUGGAUAUACAAAUGGAGCUAGAGGAAAAUGGCAUCGUUACCGGUUGGGGUAUUUUACUUCCACCCUUCUAUGAUUAUUUCUAUGCGAAAUCUUUAAAGUAUGCCAUAAUCGGUCAACGCAUUGCACGUGAGCUGGUUGGCGCUAUGAUACCCGAUGAGGAAGAGACUGAGAUUACACGUGACGAAUCGGUUAUGGAAGCAUUCAAUAACAUAUCCGAGUGCUAUCGCAUGCAGUACAGCAACUUUUUAUACAACAUACCCAACGAAUUCUACAAUACCAGCAAAUUGCGUGAACUAAUGACGGAUAGUGCGGGCUUAAAUGUGGCCUUCAAAGCCUAUCUCGCAUGGCUGGAGUCGGUGGAUCCGAGCAAUCGCGAAAUUUUAAGGCGUGAAACUCUGCCCGGUGUUGACUUUACAAAUACACAAUUAUUUUUCAUCACUUUUGCGCAAUCCCGUUGCUAUGCCAAAUACAUGAGUGAGCCGCCACCGACGUUCUUGCCCUUGGGCACACACACCGAAGAACUCUUCGACGUAAAUGGAGUGUUGGCAAAUAAUGUGGAGUUUGCGCGCGAAUUUGGAUGUACGCCAGGUGCGGAGAUGAAUCCUGAUGAAAAAUGUACGGUGUAUUAAAGUGAAAUUAAAUUUUAAGCAAACGUAUUGGUAUUUGAAAAUAUUGAAAAAUAAUGAAAAAAAUUGUGUUGCAUUUAUCAUAG